CCUCGACUCGACACCAAGCUCUCGUCUGAACAUGAUCCUCUUUCACAUGGCAAGUUGAAGCUAGCCUUGGCUUCGAUGGUAUCCUUCUCGAGCAUCUCACAACAGUGCUCACACUUCUCUUCUCUGAACGCCAAUUCAACGUCGAAAUGGACACGAACGGCCUUCCUGCACCGCAUCAUGAAGGCGUCAUACAGCAGCGCGCGCUACCUGUUGUGGCAGGACACAGAAUAUCGACAUGGUUGAUGAAGCUGCACUCUUUGGAUGCGUCCCCACUCUCCGAAUCUGACAAACUGGAACAGCGAGAGCAUCUACUUUGUUCUCUUCAUGCCGAUCCUAUCGCAUUCCUGUCCAAGUACAUCAAGCAGAUUCCACCGGGCUUGGCGUCCGAAUUUGCUGGCAUUCUGAAUGCUCAAGAAAGGAGCGGUAUUGUGCAGAUCAGAGAUCGAAGGAGGCGAUUCUUCAAACACCGAACACCUGAAGAGCUUAGCGUGGAAGAGAGCAGAGCCAGGUGGCCUUUGUUAUGGAAGAGGACAGUCGGUAGGGUGCAGAUGGGAGCAGCUGUGGAUGGCGCAACACACGCUGCGGUCGCGUCAGGUAGUGCUACGCUUCCGCACGUAGCCAACGACUCUGUCUCUGAUAGCAAUGCAAAAGGCAAGGAGAGGGUCGUCGCGAGACGAUCAGCAUCUCCGCGCACUGUUCAGGCAAAGCUCGACCUUCGCGAUGAUCCCUCCGAAGCACGAUCAACGUUUGAUCCUAAGCGCGUCGUGCCACCAUCAGAAGUGGCGAUACAGCCUCGAUUCGAAAGGCUCCAAAGAGACAUUGACGAGAGCGAGGUGCUCGCAAAAAUAGCAAGGCUGGAGCAAGAAGAGCGGGAGACGGUACCGGAAGAGGAGGAGGAGGAGGAGGAGGAAGAUGAUGCGAGUGAUGUGGGGGGAGAGGAGGAACCGUCAGGUGUGAAAGCGAGUGCUACUGGCGAAACAACCGAAGAUGCCUUGCAGAUCGAGCGCGAGAGGUUGGAAGUCUUCAUGGCAGAGGUCGAGAAACGGUUCGUCUCUGGUGAUCUUUUGAUUCCAAAAUACCUCUACGAUGACUGCGACUUUGAUGAUGAGUGGGAUAGGCAUGAGAGAGACAAAGACGAACGAGGUGCCAAUGCGGUGCCCGCCAGGGACAGCGAGGAGAGGUGGUUUGAUGAGGAGGAGGAGAGCUCACCACCGACGACCAAAUCUGACACUCGGUACUCGCCAGACUUUUAAAGUCGAGACAAUGUACCAUUCUCGGCCACCGCAAGCGCGUGUGCUGUUCGAAAUUUGCAUUGCAGUCAGCAACGAGGCAGAUGUGAGGCCACGCUCUUUACGAAGUGCACGCAGCCGCUCAGGGACGAGGAUGGUCGUUCAUGCGAAUUGUUAACGAUGGUUGCUGUGAUCACCGCGUUCAUCUUGGAUGUCUCUGCCUCCACAACUACUAGCACCAAGACGCACGUGACUCAAAACCCAACCCCAUUCAGAUUGUCCGUCACAGCUAUUAGCUACCGCCC
Molecule: messenger RNA, 1534 nt
Organism: Ceraceosorus guamensis
Lineage: Eukaryota; Fungi; Basidiomycota; Exobasidiomycetes; Ceraceosorales; Ceraceosoraceae
Exons: 2
Coding region: 147-1253 (368 amino acids)
Source: RefSeq, a predicted model, not a curated record